AAUGACGACAAUAUAGUGGAAAUGGACGAAGUUUUUGAUGUGUAUAUAACAAACAGUCCGGGCCUGAUUCAAAGCAUCGAUAUUGAUCGUAGCAGAAGAGCCGUAACGAUUAUUGAUGAUGACAUUGCUAUAAUUGGUCCUCCUCCGAUCAUUGAAGGCUAUGAAUCACGUGGUGUUGUAGAGGUUAAUAUUGUUGCUGCCGAAGGGCUCGAUGAUGACUGUCAAGUGGAUUUCCAUGUUAAUCUCAACCUCACUAUCCCUGACGUGUUCAAUGAAAUUCUGGUGUUUCAGCCGUGUGAUAAGAUAGAGUACAGUUUUCAGCUGAAUAUUGAUGACGACAAGGUGGAGGAGAGCAACGAAGAACUAACGAUAAUUUUGGAAAAUAUAGACCACGCAACAAUAUUGUGCUCAAGAGUGGAACUAUUGUAGUCAUGGAUGAUGGAGAUCUUGGUAUUGUGAGUGUGACUGUGGACGACGUGAAAGAGGGACUAAAUACAACAGUGUGUGCUGUGGUAGUUGACCCUAUUCUCGAUUGCCCAGUUGGUUUCCCGUUUAAUGUUUCGUUAGAGCUCCACUACAACGGAGACCCUGAAAAUAAAGUGUUGGUUUUUGCUGAAUGUGACCAAGCCAAAUGUGUGGAUAUUCCAAUACCUGAUGACAAAUCUGUUGAACAGCAGAAUUUUACAUUGAAUGCUGCUCUCAAAGGCAACACUACCAAGCUCAGUCUACUAAAGAAUGAAAUUACAACGCGAGUUCAGGAAAAUGAUAAGGCUUUUGUUGGCUUUGAACAGACGGAGUAUUUCUCAUCAGAGGGAGGAGGAAUGCUAAUAAUCUGGGUGACUGUCAAAUUGAACAAUUCAGACGUCUAUAAAUGCCCUGUUGGCUACGACUUUGAAGUCGAUGUUACAACUCACAGAAUCAGUGCCAUUCCUGGGGAGGAUUUCAAACAUAUCGAGGACAAGUUACUUAUUCCUGCUUGCUCCACGCGUGUACCGCUAAACAUCAGUAUUAUCAAUGAUACCAUUGACGAACCGGAGGAAAUGUUUGGCCUUUCUGUCGACGUUCAAGGGAAGGACGGAAUCUGUAUUCAACAAGGGACUGCCAACAUUACUAUAACUGACAGU
Messenger RNA from Geodia barretti, 1124 nucleotides. Lineage: Eukaryota; Metazoa; Porifera; Demospongiae; Tetractinellida; Geodiidae. The record is from the annotation of a GenBank genome assembly.